AUGAUAGCUUCCUUCGCUGUUUCUGCUCACUUCGUCAUGGAUGGUUCUCUCGUCAGUAAUGUUAUCUUCGUCAGCGAUGAAGACCUUCUUGAAGAUGAAGACCUUCUUGAAGAUGAAGACAACCUUGAAGACGAAGACAAUCUUGAAGAUGAAAACAAUCUUGAGGAUGAAAACUAUCUUGAAGACAAAGAUUGCCUUAAAGACACCUUGAAGAUGAAGACAAUCUUGAAGACGAAGACAAUCUUAAGGACAAAGACAAUCUUGAAGACAAAAGACUUCCUUAAAGACGAGGACUUCCGUGAAGAUGAAUAUUGUUUUUUAGAAGAUCUUGAAGAUGAAGAUUGCCUUGAAGAUGAAGAUGAUCCAUACAAGACCUUGAAGAUGAAGACCUCCUUCAAGACGAAGAUCAUCAAUGCUGACCUUGAAGAAAAAGUCAACCUUGAAGACGAAGACAAUCUUGAAGAUGAAGACAAUCUUGAGGAUGAAGACUAUCUCGAAGACGAAGAUAAUCUUGAAUAUGAAGAUUGCCUUGAAGAUGAAGAUGAUCUAUACAAGACCUUGAAGACAAAGAUAAUCUUAAAGAUGAAGACUAUCUUGAAUAUGAAGAUAACCCAUGAAACAAUAUGCAUUGGCAUCUUUGUAAUGGAGUAA
Messenger RNA from Quercus robur (English oak), 651 nucleotides. RefSeq names its product B3 domain-containing protein At5g60140-like. The record is from RefSeq and is a predicted model, not a curated record. The transcript is spliced from 2 exons. The coding region runs from base 1 to 651 and encodes 216 amino acids. NCBI's taxonomy places the organism in Eukaryota, Viridiplantae, Streptophyta, Magnoliopsida, Fagales, Fagaceae.